Molecule: messenger RNA, 3278 nt
Organism: Helianthus annuus (common sunflower)
Lineage: Eukaryota; Viridiplantae; Streptophyta; Magnoliopsida; Asterales; Asteraceae
Exons: 22
Coding region: 1-3138 (1045 amino acids)
Source: RefSeq, a predicted model, not a curated record
AUGAGCCCAGUUAAAAAGACUCGCCGUACACCGGUUGUCGAUAAGCAAGCGCAUCAGGAUAAGAAGUUGCCAAAAAGAAAGCUAAUAAUUACAACAGACAGUGACUUGGACACACCCGGGAAAAACAUGGAUAAUAUACAAAAAGCUAAAAAGACUCGCAGUACGCCGGUUGUCGAUAACCAAGCGCAUCAGGAUAAGAAGUUGCAAAAAAGAAAGCUAAUAAUUACAACAGACAGUGACUUGGACACACCCGGGAAAAACAUGGAUAAUGUACAAAAAGUGACACCGGAUGCUAACACGGGCGGGCCAGCAACGCGAACAAGAGGAGGUAAGCAAGCACAUCGCGAAAAGAAGUUGCAUAAAAGAAAGCUAAAAAUUUCACCAGACAGUGAUUUGGACACACCCAGGGAAAACAUGACGAAAAUGAAAAAGGUUGAUGUCGAUGCGGGCGGGCCAGCAACACGUACUAGAGCAGGUCAACAAUCACGGGCGGAUAGCAAAACAAAGAAAAUCGUGAAAAGGAAAUUAAUAGUCGACAGCGACUCAGAGAUGGCUGGAGAAUUCACCUUGUGUCACAAAGGCGAUGCGGUCGAGCCACAGAACCAUGCAACUGUGGUGAGGGAAACAAAAAAAGAAAAACAAGAACGGGUGCAAAGGCGAAGUGGGAAACCACCAAAAAGCAAUAAGUGGCCAAAAAUAAAAACACGUUCAGCGCCUAUGCAAUUGUACAAAUGCAUCAAAGCUCUAACCAGUAAUCAACAAGAGGAUGUGAAGAGGAUGGGGUUUGGUAAGAUGCUAUCUUUCAACAUCAGUAGCAUACCUGCAAGGCUUGCACACUAUGUUGUGGAUCACUUCAACACAGAAGAAAUGGCUAUCGAGAUGUCCUGUGGGUCAAUAAGUGUUGAUGUUGAGUCUGUGCAUGACAUUUUUGGAAUUCCUAACAAAGGCAUAAACAUGCAAAAUGUAAAACAAUCUGAGAAGCUUGAUGGUGCUGUUAUGGCAUGGCGAAAAAGAUACCGUUCACGAUUUGUGGCGUCGACAAAACUGGCACAAUCUAUAGUCACAAGUGAUGAAGACAAUAGUUUCAAUUUCCGUCUAGACUUCCUGAUGUUAUUCUUAACCGUCAUGGUUGAGUGUAAUAGAAAUGGGCGAAUGAAGGAGUGGAUUUUGAAAAGUUUAACAAGAAAUACGGAUUUCAGUAAAAUUAAUUGGUGUGCCUACGUCAUUCAGCAAAUUAAAUCUUGUAAAGACGGAUGGAAGAGGUGUGAUCCUGAUUCUCCAUUUUCAGGUCCACUCACGCUUUUGGCUCUGUUGUACGUUGACCGAGUUAAAUGCACCGGACUUGAAGUGGACCGGUCAAUCAACCCAAUCGUAUUGUGGAAUAAAAACGAAUUGAAAAAGAGAGAAAGAUUAGAGAUUAAAGCAGGUGGUUUUGGAAGAGGCAGCUUGCAUGAAGUUGCUGUGGUUAAACGGGAUUUUAGGAAAACUGAGUUACGAGUUAAUGAUGAAGUUCUUAAUAAUGAGAUUGAAUCUAUUAGAAAGCAUUUGGAUGUCAUGGAAGCCAAAAAGCUAACGGUACAAAAAAAGUUGGAGGUUGUGUUUAAUGCUCAUCCACGCAAUGUGCAAGUUCAGAAUUUGAUACAACGGUAUGAGAAGAUUGUUCACUCCAGGAAAACAAGGGGGUGGCUUGUGCCUGAUACCCCACAAAAAAAAAUUGCCGGGGUCCUCAUGUCUCUCAAGAAGACAGUGCAAACCCCUGAAAAUGAUUACACGGAAGAAGAUCAAGAUAAUGCCCCAACUGCAGCUGAGGUGGCAAACGUUGAUGAUGAGGGUGAGGGUGACAAAACACAAGAGAAGAUACCAGAUUCGCCAGCUACUACACAAAAAAAUGUCACAUGUGUGGUGACACGCGACGAAGAAAGUCAGGCAAAAGAUCAAGAGAAGAAAGCUACACCGAGAAAAUUGGACACCAGCAACGAAACACAAAACAUGGAAGAAUUGCUUGAUGGCCCUACCUUUGACCUACUUACACAAGGAACCGACCUAGGUGCUGAUGUCGAAGAAACAACGGAUGCCAUGAAUCAAGAAGAUAAAAAAUCGAAAGAAGAAGAGACCAAGAAUAAAAUCAAUGGCAAGGGUGAGGCUGAAAAUGAUAUCAUAAAUAACCCUUGGGUAAAGGAACUUGAAUCAAAACGAAGAAAACCAGUUGGGAGGUUCGCCGGGUCAUGCGAUGACGAUGAUGACGGAAUCGAAAUUGAUAUUACGUCAGAUGAACAGCAUAUUUGGGAUUUUCUGUUUGAUAUCAAAUACUCAAUGCCACGGAAAUUGGUCAUCUCUUUGUCUAGCGGGGUAACAAGAAAAUUUGGUGAAUCUGCUGAAGAUAUUAUAUUCAAUAGUAUUUACGGCACCGAAAUCACAAAGACGCUAAUGCGCACAUUGAGGGAGGAAGUGAAGGUGUUCCCUGACGUGGUUGAUGCUUGGGUAGAUUUAAUGAAUUUUGAAGAAUCAGAAAGAACCAACGGCGACUUGACGCGUAUUUAUUUUCGAACAACUGUGAUAGACAGCUGGUUAUUGACAGAUUCUGCUUGUGAUGAUGAUGAACGUAUGAAAACGUUCAUCGAAAGGGUGACGGAUGCGGGCGCAUAUGAGUUCAUUGGUUUGAAAAUGGUUUUCUUUCCAAUCCUUGAGAAUGAUCAAUAUUACUUGAUGGUCUUCGAUCUGAAAAAAGGCGCAAUAACAGUGAUAGACCACAGGCCUGAUCGCACACCCUUAGUUGGCAUUAGGGAUCAUCAAGACUACUACAUUAAAGACACACCGUACAAAGUGAAGCAUAUGAUGGACGUUUAUUUGGAGCUUUGCGAACAUCCAGCAAAAGAUGAAAUCUCAGCGGCCAAGAUUGAAAGGUGUAAUAUCAAAUGGGCGACCCCUGCGCAUCCAAUGGAUAGUGCGGUAUUCCUUAUGCAGCACAUGCAGAAAUUUAACGGCAUCAAUGAACCUUUUGAAUGUGGUUUUAGCAGCCACUGGAAGAUAAAGCAAAAACAGAUUCUUGCCCUCCGAAAAAAAUUCGCUACACGCAUGCUAGUCUCUAAUGUGAAUUUGAUGAACGCAAAGGUUCGCGAGGCUGCAUUAAUAGUGUAAGCUUCUUCUAGUGUUGUGUUUUUUGUGGACAACUAAAACAAUAUAACUCGUACUUUGCCAGUUGCCUAUGUAUGUAUUUAACUAUUAGACUAUGUCGUUGCUUUUGAAACAAAUGUUUUUAUAUGUAUGUUUAAUGUUAA